Messenger RNA from Caenorhabditis remanei, 462 nucleotides. RefSeq lists its product as uncharacterized. The record is from RefSeq and is a predicted model, not a curated record. Bases 1 to 462 code for a protein of 153 amino acids. Lineage: Eukaryota; Metazoa; Nematoda; Chromadorea; Rhabditida; Rhabditidae. The transcript has a single exon.
AUGGGUGAGCAAAAAGAAAAUAUACGAUCUUCAAUUCUGGGUUCAGACGCGAUCAACUCAAUCAUCGAGGAGCAAUUCGUUUUUGGUAAGGAAACCGCUAAAAAAUCCGCUGGUGACGUCAAGGAAAAAGCUGGAGACGCAGUGGAAUCUGUCAAAGAAACUGCGUCAGAUGCUGGAUCCAAGAUCUCUGAUGCUUUCCACUCAAUCACCGACUCCAUGGCAAGUGACUCCGCCCACAAAACCGGAGAAGCUCUCAAUGAACCCAGCAGUGACAUUGGAGACAACCUCCAGAAGAAUGUAGAUGCAGUGAAGGAGAUUGCUGGAAAUGUAGCAGAGGGUGUGAAGAAUAAGGCAGAUGAUGUUACAGAGGAUGUUCAAGAAAGUAUUACUGAAGCAGUUAGCAAACUUUCGGAAGCUUUCAACUCUACCAUUCCGGAAGAUGUUGUCAAUGAAGCUUAUUAA